AUGUCUGCCUUUGAGGGCACCAGACAGUCGUCUCCCCCGUCGCCAACGCAGCAUCGACAGCAGCAAUACCAGCAGCCUGCCCAGCAGCAGCAGCAGCAGCAGCCAGUCUAUCGGCCGUCCUACCCGCAACAACAAUACCCCCCUCACCAGUACCAACGACCGCAAUAUCCGCCCCAGCAGCAGCAGCCGCAGCAGCAGCAACAACAGCCGCAACAACAGCCGCAGGGACAGCAGCAGGGACAACAAUACCAGCCUCCGUACCUGCAGCAACAAUACCAGCCGCCCCCUCCUCAACAAUACCAGCCGCAGCAAUACCAAGCGCAGCACCCUCAAUCCCAGCAGGAAGAGUACCUUCAUCACCAACAGCAGCAUCAAGAGUCGUCGCCGCCCCAGUCACCGCACGACGAGUUGAGCAGCCCUGUCGAGCAGCCUAAACGUACAGGUUCCUUCAAAGGCCUGCCCCCAAUCAGGCGCGGAUCUACCUUUGGGAUCAGUCUUAGAGAGGCCACCUCGAGCGGCAUGAUCGAUGAUAGCGAUAUCCCGCCCGUCCCAUCUCUCAGCCCGAGCGCCGACAUUCCCGACCACGCACUCCUCGGUAGCGACGUUGCGGCGCCUCUAGAGAACGGUACAAACAUCUCCAUUGGGCAGAACAGUGAGGUCACUCUUGUUGGUGCCGAUAGCAGCCGGACGAGGCGGACAUCGUUGGGGUUCAAGGACUCGAACCGGGACUCGCAACAUAAUUCCCAUCGCUCCUCCUCUGCGAGCCAUUCUCUGCAGAUUGACACGGCUGCAGCCAACGCUGGCAACGAGAUCCCCGAAGUUCCACAGGUUCCGCCGCAGUUUGGACAGCAACCUCAAUUCGUUGCGCCCCCACCCCAGUUUGCCGCGGCCCCAAGUGGUUGGGCGAUGCAAACGAGCAACCUGCAGGCACCUCUGGUCCCGGUUGCCAGGAAGCGUGCUGGGACCAACAGCAACAGCUCUCCCCAACAACCUGCUAAUUUUGGCCUCGAAAAGGAGACAGGGGCUGAGCAAAACGACCCCAGUCAGACCUUUGGUAAUCCUUCUGGUUUUGCAAAGGACACAGGCAUGAGCGCUGCUACGCCCGUCUCCCCAAUCCAAUCCACAUAUCGUCCGUCAGGUCAUCCGCCGUUACAAUCACCUACUCGUGCCACUCGGCCCAGCAACCCACCGUCCGCUGCUGCGCGUCAUCCUGACUUGUUUCCUAACGUGCCCCAGUCUCCGACUACCACGAGAGGUCGUGCCGGCUCAACUGGCCAGACCAGCACCCACUCCGACCAGCAGGUUUCUCGCUUCUCGAUGGAUAGUAACGAUCGACAGCAAGACCGACCGCCGCAAGGGUGGACCGGAGCCAUCAAAAACAAUAGCCCCAAGAUGGAUGACGAUGGCCGAUCAAGGAUGAGCCUGCUCAAGAAUAUAAGCAAUCGAAUUAACCAAUUGCCACAAAGAGACAGUCGAGGUCUGGUACCUGAUCAUCACAGGCCUCAUUCAACCGAGCCCCAUAUGCACGACGACGACGACGAUGAUUCAGAAAUUUCACUGGAAAACCCCCCGCAACCAAGGAGGAAGAGGACAAGCGUCUUGACGGGUACCGCCGUUGGCAAUCGUUCGUCCAUGGAUGACAUACGGUAUGGAAGACCGGGAAGCCCGACCAAUUCUCACAAGGCCCCUUCGACCCACUCUGAAAAGAAGAAGUCGCUUUUCGGGAAGAUCACACAGUCAGGGCGGUUCAAGAGUGGACUUGCGAAGUCGACGACGCUGGGCUCGGUCAAUGAGAGCACUGCAACUAGCAGUGUGAAUAGCAAUGGCUCCACCCUGAAGAGCAAAUACUUUGCUGGUGGUUUCAGCGGACUGGCAGGGAAGCUGAAGCGACAAGGAAAGGACAGCUCGCAACAACCAAGCCGUCCCUUCCAUGGCCAGCCGCUUACUGUAGUCGGAAGUAGUGACCACAUACCAAGUGAGCCGCCGUCUCCUAAUGGUGGUGGGUUCUUCAGGCCAAGGACUGGUUCCACAGCCGCCGCACCGCAGCCGCCACCAUCAAUUCCUGAGCACGAGCAGGAAAGCCGACCGCGUCGUGGAUCGAUGUCGGGAAUGUUCAGCUCCCUACGGGGGAAGGCAUCUGCGCAACUGAAGCCAGAUGAGGAUGGUGUCAAUGGUCGUGCUGAGACACCACCCUUAUCUGCACCCCUACGACCACCUCCUCUGUUCGCACGAAGUAGCUCUCCCACGGGCCCGAUGGAUCCCGACAACGAAGCGAUGUACCAGAAUGGCCCCCGUAUGGGCGGUAGGCCCAUGUCGCAAGGCCAGCAACAACAACAAGUACGACCGUCGCCCCUGGCCCAGGCUCAGUCCCAGUCUCGUUUGGACCUCGAGACGUCUUCCGUGGAAUCCGACGAGGAGGAUCAUCUGGUUGGACAUAGGGCAUCAACCAGCCCAAGCCUCACCACCGCGAGAACGUCUGGCCCAUCUCAGAGAGGCUCCGGACCCGCAGCCCCCAAGCAAGAUCACUCAGACCCGUCUGAUUAUGCUUCGAGGCCCAUUGGUAGUGCUGGCGAGACACAAGAUCUCAACACCCACCCAGCAUACAGGGGACCGUUCGCUACCAACGGCAUCCCUUCUAAUGAAGGCGCCUUCGGCCCUGCUAGGCGACAGCCUACUCCACACUCAGGAGCAUUGCCUGCAUUCCUGGCCUCCGAUGCGAAGCCGGCACUGGGUCUUCGUCGACCGAGUGAAGACAGAGCAAACCAGGGCAUUUUGGCCCGAAAGCCAGUGCCCAACCCAGUGCCAAUUCCAGGCCCUGCGUCGGCGGCCAUGACCGCCCCUAGGCCAGCAACACCAGACUCAGUAUCCGAGCCUCCUGUAAGUGCUGCCGGUGCGUCGGGCUGGGGCUCCACCACCGAGGUCCCGCUCCCGGAAGACAAGACUCUCCAGCAGGUCAAGCCACUGCCGGGGGCUCCAGGAUCUCCCCCUCCUCAAGGUAUCGUCUCGGAACCUUCCAUUCAUUCCAUCGGGCCCGCAAGCCGAAGGUACCCCUCUCCUCAGCCAUCCGCCAUGUCUGUUAUCUCCUCGAUGCACAACCAGGGCGAUCCUGCUGGCCGUGACAGCAUAUCUGCGGCUCGAGCUGAUCCUCAAAAAUCGGGCUGGAAGGCUUUGAGGGACAGGGUCUCCAGCGGUCUCACUCAACCCAAGGCGGAAAAGGAAAAGUCCUCAGGGGGCGGUAAGCUGUUCAGUGUCCUCAAGAGAGGCUCAAAGGCACCAGGCCCUAUCAAGGGGAUUGAGGAAGAGAAUAUUGGACAGCAGAAUGGGCCACUUCCAAGCCCACUCAACCCGGGGCAGCAACUGCCAGGAUCUGGGCAUAGGCCCAUGUACACGGUGGUUGCUCGUCCAGGCCAGAUUCCUACUGGCGCUGUUCCCGUUAGCCAACACGGCCAAGGCCCUCCACCAAGCCACUGGGACAACCCACAGGCUCUUGGGGCUCUUGGCCGUGGUCAGCCCACGAACGGAGAUGGUCGCCCACAGCAGCCUUCUCGAAUGCAGCAGAUGCUGACCAAGGCCCCGGAGCCUCAGUACGGCUCGGUUCCAAUUCCCAGGGGCUACACUGCGGUCCAUGGUGAGGGAGGCACUGUGCCUACGAGUUACCGCGUGGGUCCUCAGCCACACUCAUUCCCACAGGGACAACACCAGCAUCAAGGGCAGCCAUAUCCAUAUGGAGCACAACAGCAAGCUUACUAUGGACAGUCGCCCCAGGGACAGAUGCCGCAAUCCCCUCUGCCCCCAGGAUCACAGCAAGGCCCUCAAUCGGAUGGACAGCAUGAGCCCUACACCAUGGUCCGCAAUGGUUCCGUUGCGGAGUCCCAUGCACCAAGCAUCGUAUCGGUCCCCCCUGGGGCCCAAGCCUCACGCGAAGCGCUGAAUCCGGAAGACGACAGGAAUCCGGACGCGAUGCGAGGCGCCCGGCCUCCACAGAUCGUGCAGCACCCCGACCGCUCACACGAAAUCAAUGUUGCUGGUGUUCCACCCACACCUGCUUCCCAAGAUGAGUUCGUAUUACCCAUCCAGGGCGCAGGUUCAACGCAGAACGGUCCACAGCUGUCUCAGCCGACCGGCCCUGUACAGAUUAACGGAUCCUCGGCUAAUGGAAACAGGCCAAACAUUCUACGUGGAAACAGCAUUGCAUCGGAAGGAGCACGAAGCAACGAGUCGGGAGUGAUGGGGAUCUACAGUCCCAAGGACAGAUCGGUUGACCGUGAACUCCACAAGCCAAACGCGCUGCACCUCAAAGUCAGCAACCACAACUUGACUUCAUCCGAGGUAUCAAGAGAGAACAGCUCUGCCUCAUCGGAAGGCCACGGUCAAGAGCGUGUCGCGCAGAGAGUGGAGGUGAUCAAGGUGGUAUCACCGACUAAUUCAAUCAGCAACGACACCAUCAAGGGAGGCCCCGGAAGCAUCAGUGGAUCGUCGCGCGCUCGAAGCAUUGAUGUGCCGAACCCCAGCACGAGAUCCAGAGCAGGAUCAAAGUUGGCAGCGGAGUCAUCGCAGGACACUAAGCGAGUUACGGCUCGGGAUAGCAACGAUGACCUCUACGACGCCACUCCCAAGAUCAAGCAGGGCAAUGGUAAGCCGGCUACCAGUGGUCCGGAGACCCCCAGCAAGCCCAAAGUGCCUGCAAAGUCACCUGCGGAGCGCAAACCAAAGGCAGCAAGCCCUGUGCCCCUGGCCAAGGCAGGACCUUCCAUGGCCCAGCCGAAGGCUGCAUCUCCCGCACCCCCGGCAAAGACUACACCUCCUUUAGCCCAGCCGAAGGCGGCCUCACCUGCGGCUCAGGUCAAGGCCGUCUCUGCGAUCCAGGCAAAGCCAGCAUCUCCUGUAGCACAGGCAAAAGCAGGCUCCCCUGUCGCUCAGGCCAAGGCAGCAUCUCCUGUCACCCAGGCCAAGGCGGCAUCUCCUGUCACCCAAGCCAAGGUGGCAUCUUCUGUCGCCCAAGCCAAGGCGACAUCUUCUGUGAGCCAAGCCAGGGCAGCAUCUCCUGUGACACAGACAAAGGCAACAUCUCCAGCAACGCAGCCAAAGUCAUCGGCUGCAGGGUCCGGCGAAGGCAGUCGAGGAUUCACCGUGGAGCUGGCUGACACGGCAGAUGCCCGCAUGAGAACCCUCAGACUCAACGAGCAGGAGGAGAAGAUCUUCUACGAGCCGGAGGGUGAGCCGCCCAAGAUGACGGCAACAAGCUACCCGGGUCAGGAGUGGAAUCCAUACGGCGAGCCUGAAUUUUGGAACGACGAGUAG
This is a messenger RNA of Clonostachys solani, 5301 nucleotides long. Lineage: Eukaryota; Fungi; Ascomycota; Sordariomycetes; Hypocreales; Bionectriaceae. The record is from the annotation of a GenBank genome assembly.